GCAAAUGUAGGCAUGCGCAGUGCUUGCCGGGUUCUUCUGGCCUUCCUCUGCUGUGCCUUGCCUGCGUUCGCUCCGGUCCGGCGGCGGCGUCUAGAAGAGGGUCGCGCGGGGGAAACGUCGCCUCGUGCCAGCUCGCUGGCCGGGAGCGGGCUGAAGGUCGUGGCAGAGAGGCGGCUGGCCCCCAUUGCCGCGAGGGUUGCUUCGGUUGCCUCGUUCUCAGUAAGCAGAAAGAAGAAGCAUCCAAGAGAAUGGCAGCUUUAAACUGGAAACCCUUUGUUUAUGGAGGCCUCGCUUCAGUCACUGCAGAAUGCGGUACAUUUCCAAUUGAUCUGACAAAAACACGUCUGCAAGUACAAGGUCAGAAAAAUGAUGUAAAGCAUAAGGAGAUCCGUUACCGUGGAAUGCUACAUGCACUAGUGAAGAUAUUCAGGGAAGAAGGACUAAAAGCCUUGUACUCUGGAAUUGCCCCUGCUAUGCUACGCCAGGCUUCGUAUGGGACCAUAAAAAUAGGCACUUACCAAAGCCUAAAAAGAAUGUUCAUUGAACGGCCAGAAGAUGAAACCCUGGCGGUAAAUGUGUUGUGUGGAAUUCUUUCUGGUGUCAUUUCAUCAUGUAUUGCCAAUCCUACAGAUGUUCUGAAGAUCAGAAUGCAAGCCCAAGGCAGUGUGAUACAAGGGGGAAUGAUCGGCAACUUCGUGCGCAUCUAUCAAAAUGAAGGCACCAAGGGAUUGUGGAAGGGAGUGGGUCUUACUGCUCAGAGAGCUGCUAUUGUUGUUGGAGUGGAGCUGCCAGUCUAUGAUCUUGCCAAGAAGCACAUAAUAAUGUCUGGAUUUAUGGGAGAUACAGUGUGUACACAUUUUCUAGCAAGUUUUACCUGCGGCUUAGCUGGAGCUCUUGCAUCUAAUCCCAUUGAUGUUGUAAGAACUCGGAUGAUGAAUCAGAGCAUCUUGCAAAGUGGAUCACAGUAUGGCUACAAGAGUACUUUAGACUGCUUUUUUCAGACAUGGAAGCAUGAAGGAUUUUUUGCAUUGUAUAAAGGAUUCUGGCCAAACUGGUUGAGACUUGGUCCUUGGAAUAUUAUUUUCUUCGUUACAUAUGAACAGCUGAAGAACCUGGAGUUCUGACUGACUGAACACUGAAAGGUUUCAGUCCUCUUGGUGAAGCUGCUCUUCCAUGCAUCAUCCUAUGGUAGACAGCAGGCCUGACUUAACGGAAGUGUCAGUGGAAAGAUGUUAAAAUGUUUCGAAUGUUGUGGAGCUGAAACAAAGUUUAGUAGACAUCAGAAUAAUAAUUUUAAAUGUUUUUGAGCAUCCUAAAUAAUAACAUCAUUUAGGUGGGAGGGAACAUUCCUGCUUAAAACAAAGGAUAAAACUGAAUUUCCUGCUUCUUAAAAUGUGAUUAGCUAUGUACUUUUGAGAAGUGUUGCUUUCACACCAGUGGAUGCACUGUGGUUUAAAACACACUUCUAAAAGUAUGCUUCUGUUUAGUGCAGGAUUUCACACAUCAUGGUCACAACUUUGAAACAUACUAGUGAUUUGUAUAGUGUUUUAGGAUUGAAAAUCCCCUUUUUUUAAAAAAAAACUGUUACUACACCUCGAGUUGUUACUACUCAGGAUUUCAGUCUUCUGUGAGACAGUACUAUUAAACAGUGUUCAGAAACAAGAACCAUGAAACAAUCUAGAAUUGAACAUUUGUAUUGGGACUUGUAUUGUACUCAUAUUGUAGCCUCAAACCUUGGUUUGGAAACAUUCCAAAAAAAAUUGGUUCAGCCAUAUAUUUUAUGAGAUCACAGCUGUUUGGAAUGCUGCAAAUCAAGUAAUUUAACAAGCAAUAAGGUAAGAUAAGAUAGCAUGUAAGUCCGUGUUUAGUUCCUCUAUUUGUGCCAAAACUACAGGUUUGCAUUUUCAAAGAGUGAGAGAUUUCAGGAAUUCCUAUCUGCAAGGCACGUAGUUUAGUUAGAUAUAGAAGAUUAUUAGUUACAUCAUUAUAAUGACUUUCAGCAGGACUUACAGUGGCAGAUGGCCAUGAGGAAACUUCAGCCAAGCUUUGUCUUCUCAGCAUAUGUGUGUGCAUGAGGUCCUUAUAUGUAAGUCAGAUUUUCAUAUUCUGAUUCCAUCAUAAAAUGCUUUCUAUGCAUUCAUGUCUGAGAUGGCACUGAGAUCUCAGGGACGUUCAGAUAAAAAUUGUUUUUCACACAAUAAUUGUCUGUUGUAGGUGAGCCUUUUUUCACUGGCUAUGAUUAGGGAUUCCUUCAGGCUUUCAAGAAAGAAGAUGCCAUCAUAGAGGGUUCUUUGAGAAGACAUUGAUAAUAGUAGACUUGAGAUUUACAAGAUAGGUGAUAUGAACCAUAACAUAUAAAACAUGUAUGCUGUUACAUACAAAAGUACAACAGAGCUGACCCUCCAUGUCAUCUAAGUCUAUGUACAUACCGGGUUGCAUUGCUAAAAUGGAAGUUAGUAGCAUUUCCUGAAAAGUUGGCUUUGGAGUAGAUGAAUAUAAGAAUCUAUUUGUGGAUAGGAAGUGGCAAUACAUGGCUGUAUGUACAAAUGUCUCGUUAAAGCAGUAAUUCAUAUUAGUAAUAACACAUUCCACUUAAACCAGCGAUCAAUUUGAUAGCAUUUCACUUUUAUAUUCAGUGUUGUUAAAGAUGCACAGAUGCACAAGCCACUUUUUACACUGAUACUAAUGAAUGUCUCUUUUUUAAUGCUUUAAGGUUAUAGUUCAUAGGGUACGAUGUUUCCGUAUACAUAUUUAUAAUCUUUGAUAAUCAUU
Messenger RNA from Pogona vitticeps (central bearded dragon), 2772 nucleotides. The record is from RefSeq and is a predicted model, not a curated record. Lineage: Eukaryota; Metazoa; Chordata; Lepidosauria; Squamata; Agamidae.